UCUAACAUCUUACUUAGGGUUUUUGGUUUUUCAUCUUUAUCACCUUUCAAUCAUGACGGGCAAAGCCAAGCCAAAGAAGCACACUGCCAAGGAAAUAGCCGCCAAGGUCGACGCCGCCACAACCAAUCGAGGCGGCGGCAAGGCUGGAUUAGCCGACCGUUCGGGUGUGGAAAAAGGUGGACACGCCAAGUUCGAGUGUCCUCAUUGCAAAAUAACGGCUCCGGAUUUGAAGACCAUGCAGAUUCAUCACGAGGCUAAGCAUCCGAAGAUUCCAUUUGAAGAGUCGAAGCUUGUGAAUCUACAUGCUUCUCAUGUGGUUGAGCCUAGCAAGCCUCGUCCUGGUGUUAGGGGCAGCAUUAAAAAGUGAGAAAAACAUGAACAAAAAAUCUCUGCUUUCUUCAUGAUUUGAUGUUUUGUGAUGUUUGGAAAUCUGGGUUUGGUUCCUUUUUUUCAUCUUUUAAUUGUUUGUGACAGUAGCAGUCGAGAUGGGAAUUAGAAAAAAAGGGGGGUUGGUUUGGGUGGAAAAAAAAACUUAUUCUUGUAACCCCAUUCCCCCUGGUUUGAUGUCGAUGAUUAAUGGUUUUGUUAUAUCUUCAAAUGAAGUGUAUGUGCAAUAUAUUUUGUGUUAUUUUCCA
Hibiscus syriacus is the source of this 635-nucleotide messenger RNA. RefSeq names its product protein METHYLENE BLUE SENSITIVITY 1-like. The transcript has a single exon. Lineage: Eukaryota; Viridiplantae; Streptophyta; Magnoliopsida; Malvales; Malvaceae. The record is from RefSeq and is a predicted model, not a curated record. Bases 53 to 367 code for a protein of 104 amino acids.